Messenger RNA from Helianthus annuus (common sunflower), 669 nucleotides. RefSeq lists its product as uncharacterized. The transcript has a single exon. NCBI's taxonomy places the organism in Eukaryota, Viridiplantae, Streptophyta, Magnoliopsida, Asterales, Asteraceae. Bases 31 to 534 code for a protein of 167 amino acids. The record is from RefSeq and is a predicted model, not a curated record.
AUUUCUUCACUCUUGCAUAAUGAAAUCAACAUGGGCAUAUGCACCUCAUGCUACUCCGGCAACUCCAACGCCGUCACCGUCAAACUCAUCCUUUUAGACGGCCAACUUAGAGAAUACUCAUCGCCGGUGAAGGUGUUCCUGGUGGCACCACCGUUAGCCGAUGAUUUCAGCUCAUUUAUUUGCAACGCCGAUGAGAUAGACUUUGAUAAAUAUGUAACCGCCAUGAGAGGGGAGGAGGAGCUUCGUCCCGGUCAACUCUACUUUCAGCUGCCGGAAAGUUGGUUUAAACGGCGGUUGAUGGCGGAGGAUAUGGCUUCGCUUGCGGCCAAAGCUGGUAAGGCGCUUAUGGGUAACGGUGGUGGUAAGGUGAGAUGUGGGUGUUGUGUUAAACGGGUUGAUCCCUUGGUGUUUUGUGAUGAUGAUGAUGAGAUGAUGUCAUCAAGAUCAACUGGUAGUGGUGAUGAUGUCGGAAACCACCGUGGCGGUGGUGGUAAAGGGCGGAUGUUUACGAUGCUUGAAAGGAUUGUAGAGUGAGUGAGGGUAGUUUAGUAACUUACUGUAUGGAUAAAUAUUGUUUUAUUUUUUAUAAUAAAAUGUAUUAAGGCAUUGACGCGUGUAGAAACACAAUUUAUUGAACCCUUUUAAAUAAUAUAAAGUUUCUUCAUAUGA